GGCAUUAAAAGUUGAAUGUGGUAAAGAAACAAUUCGGCACCUUACCACCCUUUAUAUAAUAUUUUUCAAGCACAUAUUCUUCUCUUGUCUGAGUAUGUCUGCUAUGAGAGCCUCAUGUCUCCUCUCCCUGAAACUAAUUAUUGCGUGUCAUAUCACAAUUUCAUGCAUAUGCAUGCAUAGAAUAGGGUGUAGAAGCAUAGUUCCCCAUUUGCGAACGCUAUCGUGCUCCCGUGCCACAUGGCCCCAUCCUGCGCCUAGUAUCAUCAACAGUGGAUGCAAUCGCUCGAAUAGGGUCCAGCCUACCGCCCAUGCGGCGGUUAUGCGUGUCAAUUACUAGUUUCGUUCCAUUAAACGGAAAUAAAUGACUCUUCUGCGACAAAGGGGGUAGGCAAAAAUAGUUCGACAAUCGGCGCAUAGUCUGAUCGGAUGCAGUGGAUCGCAGUGUAUCUGCGUAGAA
Molecule: messenger RNA, 457 nt
Organism: Talaromyces proteolyticus
Lineage: Eukaryota; Fungi; Ascomycota; Eurotiomycetes; Eurotiales; Trichocomaceae
Exons: 1
Coding region: 95-337 (80 amino acids)
Source: RefSeq, a predicted model, not a curated record